AUGGAGCACAACUUGUGCGGGCUGGAACACAACGUUCAGGGCGCCACCUGCGGCCCCAUGGGGCCGACGUCCGUCUACGAUUGCCCGAACUGGUUCAAGAAACUCUGGAACGACCAGGUGGAGUGGAUGGAAACGCACCUGCGGAAUUCGGACGCUACAUGGCAGGUCGUCGUGACGCAUUUCCCGCCCUUGUUCGGCAAGAAGGAGUGGACCCGUCUUGCCAAGAAGUACGGCAUCGACCUGAUCGUGUCGGGUCACCGCCAUAUGCAGGAGGUCCACUCGCCGGAGGAGGAUCGAGACGAACUUCCUGAAGCCGACCACGUGGGUCGUCUCUGGGGGCGGUGGCGGCAUCACGUCCGAGGAUGGGACUCCGACACCUUCGGGCGAUGA
Prorocentrum cordatum is the source of this 390-nucleotide messenger RNA. Lineage: Eukaryota; Dinophyceae; Prorocentrales; Prorocentraceae. The record is from the annotation of a GenBank genome assembly.